CAACCACGUCGCUGUGGCUCAAAGCGAUGGCGGACCGCAACGUGCCCAGAUCUGCCCAGGAAGGCACGGAGCAAAGUCACUGAGCCACUCUUCACCGGCUUCGUUCAAAGCUGACCACCUGUUAAAGGAGAGAGACCGCUGCCAUUGCCGUCCCUCCCGCGAAGUAGUAUGCGGGACGGGAUCUGCUCGGAGUGCACUGACCGGGACGAGACAGAAGUGGAGUGAGGAGGAGCUGAGUGCGCCGGGGCUGACGCACCGCAUGUUGAGCCAGCAAGUUGACUGAAACAGCAAAAGUCGCGUCGUCGACGGGGAAGGAAGGGGACAGCCGCUCUUGGAUUUAACGGAGGGUUUGAGAGGACAGUUGUUCCGGCAAAAUGAAAUUCGCGGAGCAUCUUUCGUCCCACAUCACUCCAGAGUGGAGGAAACAGUAUCUUCAGUAUGAGGCUUUCAAGGACAUGCUGUAUGCUGCCCAGGACCAAGCCCCAUCCAUAGAAGUCACGGAUGAAGACACGGUGAAGAGAUACUACGCCAAGUUUGAGGAGAGGUUUUUCCAGAACUGCGAGAAGGAGCUCCUGAAAAUCAACACAUUCUAUUCAGAAAAGCUUGCUGAAGCACAGAGACACUCUGCCACUCUGCAGAAUGAGCUGCAGUCUUCACUGGACGCUCAGCGCGAGAGCCACGCCCCGCCCGGCCUGCGGAGACGCAAGACAAUGUUCCACCUGUCGCAGGAGGAACGCUGCAAACACCACAACAUCAAGGACCUGAAGCUAGCCUUCAGCGAGUUCUACCUCAGCCUCAUCCUGCUCCAGAACUACCAGAACCUGAACUUCACUGGUUUCCGUAAGAUCCUGAAGAAACAUGACAAGGUCCUGGACACUCCUCGCGGGGCCGACUGGCGUGUGGCUCACGUGGAGGUGGCACCUUUCUACACCUGCAAGAAGAUCACACAGCUUAUCUCCGAGACAGAGACCAUCGUCACCACUGAGCUGGAGGGAGGAGAUCGUCAGAAGGCCAUGAAGAGGUUGAGAGUUCCUCCACUGGGGGCAGCUCAGCCUGCUUUGGCUUGGACAACCUUUCGUGUGGGACUCUACUGCGGCUUCUUUAUCAUUCUCGCCAUCGCCUUCGUUCUCACCGGUGCUGUUUUUAUCCGCUUGGAGAACGUGUGGCCACUGGUGCGGAUCUAUCGGGGCGGUUUCCUGUUGAUCCAGUUCCUCUUCCUGUUGGGCAUCAACACUUACGGAUGGAGGCAGGCCGGAGUCAACCAUGUCCUCAUCUUCGAGAUCAACCCCCGAAACAACCUCUCACACCAACACCUGUUUGAGAUUGCUGGUUUCCUGGGUGUGUUGUGGUGUCUCAGCAUCCUCUCCUGUCUCUACUCGGAGUACACCUACAUCCCCAUGCAGAUCAAUCCGCUUAUCCUCUAUGGCUUCAUGGUGCUCUUCCUCUUCAACCCCUUCAAGACCUGCUACUACAAAUCGCGAUUCUGGCUUCUCAAGCUGCUGUUCCGCGUGCUCACAGCACCGUUUCAUCGGGUGGAGUUUGCAGACUUCUGGCUGGCUGAUCAGCUCAACUCUCUGGUGGUUGUUCUGAUGGACCUGGAGUAUCUCAUCUGCUACUACAUCUUUGAGCUGCAGUGGAGCAACAGCAAGGGCCUGCUGCCCAAGAUUAAAGACCCUGAUGACCACAUAUGCCACAGCUACUCCUACGGUCUGCGCGCCAUCAUCCAGUGUCUGCCCGCCUGGUUCCGCUUCAUUCAAUGCCUGAGGCGUUACCGUGACACCAAGAGGGCCUUCCCUCACCUGGUGAAUGCUGGGAAAUAUUCUACCACCUUCUUUGUCGUCACCUUUGCCGCGCUCUAUGCCACACAUAGAGAGCAAGGACACACGGACGCCGACGUGUUCUUCUACCUGCUGAUCGUAUUCUCCACUAUCAGCUCCCUGUACACACUGAUCUGGGAUCUGCGCAUGGACUGGGGACUCUUUGACCGCGGAGCCGGAGAAAACACCUUCCUCAGAGAAGAAAUAGUUUACCCACACAAGGCCUACUACUACUGUGCCAUCAUAGAAGAUGUGAUCCUGCGUUUUGCCUGGACGAUCCAGAUCUCUCUGACCACAACGACCAAGAUCCACUCUGUGGGCGACAUUGUUGCCACCGUGCUGGCUCCCCUCGAGGUCUUCAGGCGUUUUGUGUGGAACUUCUUCCGUCUGGAGAACGAGCACCUGAAUAACUGUGGUGAGUUUCGUGCUGUGAGGGAUAUCUCCGUGGCGCCACUCAACGCGGAUGACCAGACGCUGCUCGAGCAGAUGAUGGACCAGGACGAAGGCGUCCGGAACCGUUCAGGCAAGAAGACCUGUAAGAGGUCCUACAGCCUCUCUCUCCGACGCCCCCUGCUGUCCUCCUCACAAUCAAAAAAGGACACCAAGGUGCUAAUUGAAGACACGGAUGAUGAGGCCUUCAGCUGAGUUCACAACGUCACACACACAAACACAUACAUACUAUACUUAUAAGGACCUCACUCACUAACACCCAACCCUCAACCCUUCUCCCUUAUAACAAUAAAAGAGUAGUGACCCUCAGUCUAACCCUUUAAAGCAGUGAGGACCUCACAUGGUCCUCACUUUGGACAAUAGACCUCAUCUUUACAUCCCUGUGAGUAUAUUUGGUCUUUAUAAGUAUAGACAAACACAAUCAAUACACACUUUAAUGCAGAAACACACAUAAAGAUAAACCUGCUGAUGAAGCACAAACAUAGUUUAAUAGCUACAGUUGAGGAGAGAGCUUGUGACAGACAGACAGACAGACAGGCAGAUGGAUAGACAGGCUUCAAGGGAAAUCUUCUGCACAUAAGUAGAAACAAAGACCACACUGCCCUGGGAUUAUCCUCCUCUUCUUUAAAAAGACUUUUACUUUGAGAUAUGUGUUUCUUUAGGUUUUUUUCUUUACUUUUCCUGGAUUUAUUUCAGAGAAGCUGCAUCAAUGACUGUUUACAAUCCUUUUUAACUGCAAUAGGAUCAACAGGGAGAAGACAAGCCAAUCAAAAGACAUCACAGAAUAUCAAAACAAUUCAACUGGUCUCAAACUUGUUUCCAACGCGUUUUCUGCAGGAAAUGCAUUUUCUAGUUCUUUUUAUACUCCGACUUUAUUUUUGGUUGAGUUGUAAUAACUUCAGUGUCAAAUCCCAACCUUGAGGCAUUUGCAGGAAAAGUGCAUUUAAUACACAAAACAAUGAAGAAAAAAAAACUUUUACACCAAAAGAGAUGUUUUGAUUCAAACAUUUCUAGUUUGUGAAGUUGCUUUGUAAUAUAUUUAAUAUAUUUUGAUGUGCAUUAUUACUCUGUUGUAGUACUUCUACAUGUGUUGUUUAUACUAUUGCGACUAGUUGAGCAUCCAGCUGAUGAUUGUUUAUGUAUUUUAUAAGGUUUGGAAUGUUUUUCUUAGUUAGACUUGUGCCAUGUUUUUAUAAGCUCAUAUUUAGACCUCAAUUUACCCCCGACCUAAAAUUAAUGCUACACCGACUUGUGAAUCAUCGUGUCAUGUCAUCUUAAAGUGCCCUAUUAGAUACAAUAUAUGUGCAUGCACUGCUAUUCUUUGCAUUAACUACCAAAGCUUUAUUUUGUGAAUGUGUCCAUUCAACCUAAAAAUCCCAGUAAUAUGAGUAGUGUGUCAAAAGUGAUGUGACGUACCCUUUCAAAUAUUCAGUUAAAUAGUUAGAGUCAAAGUGUAUAUGCCAGUGGCUCUCAAACUGGGAGGGGGACCAGGGGGGGGGAAAUCAAUCGAUCUAACGAGGUUACAAUAACCAAACAAAAGAGCUCUGAUGCCAACAAGUCUAGAAAAUCAGGACACACCUUUCAAAAUGGCGCAUGACAGAAACAGUUUGAGAAGCACUGGUGUAUCGCAACACUCUUUAUAUGGUCACCGGAAAUCCUGAGCUCUCUGACGAAAGCUCAGUAUUGGUCGGUUUUGUACCCAAUUGAGCAACUUAUAUAUUUAAUUAUGCGUAUAAAUAUGUUUUUGGGUGGCUCUAAAUAAUUUGGGUUCCUUUUGUACCAUAUGGGUGGUUUUCACCAGCAAAAACUUAGACUACAACCAAAUGAUUCGGCCUCUUUUGAUUUGGUUUCACACAAAUUAUCAUAAAACAUAAUGCACAUGGACGUUUAAACCUCUAAAAACCUUUAAACAAAAAAAGUGGGCACCUUGAUGAUCUCAUUGAGUUACUUUGUGGCAGUCAAAUCUGGCACCACUGUUUAAAAGCUCUUUCAGUGCUUUUAAACAGUAGAUAUCUAUCAGCUGUGACAUGUUUCACACCUCCUGUCCAGCUCUGAAUCAGUCAGGUUUCACCACAUUCAGCGACAUGUUGUUUGUUUGUUUGUCUCUACGGUUUAAUGUGCCAUUUUAGCACUUUAAAAAAAAUGUUUUCAAGUGUUGUGAUUUGUUAGAUCAAAUGUAAACUGCUGAUCACAGGUACGGAAAGUUAUUAAUAACCAGGAAGAAUGUGCUGUACAUCUGACGUCUACUAUUUACUCCCUCGGCUUAUUUUCAAGCCAGCAGCUCACACUAACUGUUGGUUAUCAUUGUAAAGUGUGGUGCUGCUGCUGGUAAAGGCGCCCUGGUUUUCAGAGAAAGGAUGCUAAUGUUAAUGCUGGUUUGUGUCUUUCACUUUCUCUUCCUGUUUGACCCCCUCACUCUGUUCUGCUGUUCCUCCCUCGGGCUACAUUGCCUCACCGCCAGCCAGUCAUGAGACGAAGCCCAGAGAGCCACAAGACAAAUGUGUUUCAGAAAGUCCUGUUUCUUCCCGUUUGUUUUUCCUGUCGCGGCUAAAAGACCGAAAAGCUUCUAUGUGCAAUGAGCUUAAUGUGAACUAGAAAGCUAGAAAGUUUUUUUAAAAAUAUGUUAAAUAUGUAGAAGAUGGGUAGCUUCCCGGUUCAUUUAAAUACACUGGAUACAUGCCAUAACUGUCUACAGGCAUGAAACAUGACACACACACACGCACGUACACACAGCCCACAUUGCACCUCUCUCUUGUGUCGGAGAGCACAACUCUACAGCAGACAGUUUUGUAAAAAGGCUCUGUUGUCUUGCCUGCAUGCUGCUUUAGUUUUACAUUGUACAUAGGUCUUAAUUUAUUUGACAUGUGUAUAUUUGCAAUCACUGUUGCUACUGUGACAAUGAUUGAGUUCAUACGUUGCCAUUAUUGCUCCAAGACAAGCAGUAUUUUUAGGUGAUUAGGAGCUUUUGUUUUUGAUUGAUCACGAUCCUGCACUCCUUUUUAUGUGUAAAUCUGUUGACAAUGUGUUUGUAUAAAAAAAUCCAUAGAACUGGAGAAUGUGAUUGGUUGUAUCUUGUAGGUGAUUCCCUCUUCUUUCAAUGCUUAAGGGGGAGGUGUCAGGGGCAGAUUACUGUGUCCUGAAACUGUAAAACUGUUGGUACAUUUGUGAAUGUGCAUGAAGAUAUUGUGGACGUUCCAUCUGUUGUUGUGAACUGCCCUGCUGACGGAAGCACUUUGACAUAAUAUAGGGCAGAGGGACAGACCCACACCAUGACAAGAUACUGUUAAACUGAUCCCAGAUCCGCAUGAGUUCCUCUUGAAUUAGCUCACAAACAGAUGCUGGAUCUUCAUUUUAAGCAUUUUUUUAAGAUGCUUCUCUUUGAGAAAAAUAAAUGUUUUAGUGGCUGGUGUCCGUUCACAGAUGUUCAGUGUGUGUAACCCAGAGACAGAAACAAAAACAGGGUUAUUUUGUACAGUUUGUGUUUGAUGAGAUGAUCCUCAGCCCUUCCAUCCAAUUCUUCUCAUGGGUGAUUUUGUUUCCACUGCUUGCUGACACCCCCAUGAUGUUAAAGUGCUUGAUAUGUGUCGACCCCACCCUCUCCGUCUCUUGAUGUUGUUCGUACCCUUUCUCUAAUCUAGCUGAACGUGAUAGUACCUGUAGUUUGGUAGAUGGAUGUUUGAUGAGAUACAAAAAAAAAAAAAAUAGAAUAGAAUAAAUACAUUGUGGCUAAAUGUGAUUUUAAGAGACAUAAAGAAAGGAAAAUGUCUGACCCAUCCACCCCUGAAUCCCUUUUACAGAGUAGUUUGUACAUGUCGAUUGUAUAACACCGUUCUAUGAUGGUUUUCCUGAUGGUGUUUGUAUUUCUGUAUACACUUUGGUGAUCCUGUCAUAUCUGGGUUUUAUAAACCACGAUUAUUUUUAAAACUC
Messenger RNA from Anarrhichthys ocellatus (wolf-eel), 6194 nucleotides. RefSeq names its product xenotropic and polytropic retrovirus receptor 1a (gene xpr1a). The coding region runs from base 375 to 2462 and encodes 695 amino acids. NCBI's taxonomy places the organism in Eukaryota, Metazoa, Chordata, Actinopteri, Perciformes, Anarhichadidae. Gene Ontology annotation, molecular function: inositol hexakisphosphate binding; phosphate transmembrane transporter activity. Gene Ontology annotation, cellular component: cytoplasm; Golgi apparatus; plasma membrane. The transcript is spliced from 15 exons. Gene Ontology annotation, biological process: phosphate ion transport; cellular response to phosphate starvation. The record is from RefSeq and is a predicted model, not a curated record.